Anoplopoma fimbria (sablefish) is the source of this 2023-nucleotide messenger RNA. It is a transcript of the gene rmnd1, whose product is annotated as required for meiotic nuclear division 1 homolog. Bases 135 to 1424 code for a protein of 429 amino acids. Gene Ontology annotation, biological process: positive regulation of mitochondrial translation. The transcript is spliced from 12 exons. NCBI's taxonomy places the organism in Eukaryota, Metazoa, Chordata, Actinopteri, Perciformes, Anoplopomatidae. The record is from RefSeq and is a predicted model, not a curated record.
CCCGCAACAAACACGCCUCCCGGGUCCAUCUCUGUCAUGUCGUGUUGUGACGUCGCAGCGCUCGUUUUUAUCACUCUAUGAAUCAGUCGACUCUUGCUCAUUAACCGCUCACCUGUACAUCUUUAGAUGCUAAAAUGAUUCUCCGGACGUUGUGGUCCAGAUUGGGAGCCCAGCGACCAGUACAGACGAAACCAGUCUGCAUCUGGGCCUCUGCCGGUCUGUCCCAGUCCGUCCAACCACACAAGCAUGGAUCCAAACCCAGUACUCGCUCAGACUGGUCUGCACCAAGGACCUAUCAUUUAAACCAUCUUCACCAACAGCUGAAGCAUACAAGACAUGUUCUGCCUGCUUUAGCUGGAUUUCAAAGUAAAAGCACCACUUUGAUAACCGACCAUGGGAUGCUGAAUGAAUGUGGAGGUGGACAGAAGCGUUUUUAUUCUCCUGACCUUGUGAAGUCGGUGUUAAAACCAAGUUUAAAACCAAGUUUGAAACCAGCAGCGGUGCCUGGGAAAAGGGUUCCCAAAGGACCAAGAACUAAACAACCUUCCAGAGCCAAUCAGCCUUCUUUGAACGUGGAAAAGGAUAUGAUGCAAUGUAUUGCCUUUGCAACAGCAGACCAGUAUCAUUUGCCAACACUCUGUCACGACUUGAUAAACCACGGCUUCCAAGAGAUAGAUUUACCAAGAGAUGCCUCAAACGUGCUGGUGAUAAGCACAGACAUGGCUGCAAAACCAGACGACGAUGCUCUAAUGUUCUUCUUCAGGGAAGGCUCAGUCGUUUUCUGGAAUGUUGAAGAGAAAAUGAUGAAAAGGGUGAUGAGAAUACUGGAACAUCAUGAGAUCCAGCCCUAUGAAGUAGCAUUAGUCCACUGGGAAAAUGAGGAGAUUAACUACACUGUUGGAGAGGGAAACACAAAGCUUGAGAGUGGUGACUUUAUCCUGAGUGACCAGAUGGAUCAACAUGAAGCUGUUCUGGAGAAAUUUGCAUUUUCAAAUGCAUUAUGUUUGUCAGUGAAGCUGGCGAUAUGGGAGGUGUCUUUAGACAGCUUUGUAGAGUCAAUUCAAACAAUUCCAGAGACGCUGAAAUCUGGCAAAAGAGUGAAACUGUCCUCUGCAGAGGUUAUGAAGAAGAUAGGUGAACUUUUCAGCCUAAGACACUGUAUAAACCUGAGGUCGGACCUGCUCAUCACACCUGAUUUCUACUGGGACCGAGAAAACCUGGAAAAACUCUACGAUAAGACGUGCCAGUUCCUCAGCAUCAACCGCAGAGUCAAUGUUGUGAACGAGAAGCUGGAACAUUGUUCACAGUUAACAGAUUUGAUGAGGAGCCACCUGAGUGAGAAGCACAGCUUGAGGUUGGAGUGGAUGAUAAUCAUCCUCAUUGCUAUCGAGGUUAUGUUUGAACUUAAAAAAAUGAUCUUCUAAGCCGGCUCCUCCAGCAAUGCACAAAUCUAUUAAGGACACUGGGAGCUACAAAAGGAGAAUGCUGAUCUAAACAAAGGUACCAUGUCAGUGAACUGUGACAAUGUUUUCUGGAAGAAGCUGCAAUCGUGAAGCGGACCUGAAUAUUUUUGAUUGUCUUACUUUUCCUGGUUCACAGUACAAACAUUUCAACAACACACAAUCAAUUUAUAUUCCUUUUUCUUUUUCUUUUUUAACCAUCUCUAUACCGGUUUGCUGAAGAUCAUGGCACAAAACUAAGUGCAUCAGUGGGACUUUUUAAACUUUAAGAUCAGCUGACCACACACUAUGUUUUUUGUUUUGUUUUGUUUGCUGAAGUUAUGUGUUUAAUAAACAUUCAUUUAAUUUUUACGAUAUUUGCAAAAGGUUAUGAAUCAAUUAGUAUGAAAGAUACACAUUUUUAAGGGAGGACAGGGACUCACUUCAACAUGUGACAUUAUUUUUGUGUCUGAAACACCAGAAGCAGAAAAAGAAGACAAGAUGCGAUAGUUUCUUCUAAUUUAUGAAGUUCAGGAACUCUAACUGUGAGUGCUGUGUUAUAAAAGAUGCAAUAAAUGUUUUAA